Messenger RNA from Pangasianodon hypophthalmus (striped catfish), 3442 nucleotides. RefSeq names its product early growth response protein 1. Gene Ontology annotation, molecular function: DNA-binding transcription factor activity, RNA polymerase II-specific; RNA polymerase II cis-regulatory region sequence-specific DNA binding. Gene Ontology annotation, biological process: regulation of transcription by RNA polymerase II. NCBI's taxonomy places the organism in Eukaryota, Metazoa, Chordata, Actinopteri, Siluriformes, Pangasiidae. The coding region runs from base 316 to 1590 and encodes 424 amino acids. The record is from RefSeq and is a predicted model, not a curated record. The transcript is spliced from 2 exons.
GCCGAGGCGCCAGCUCGGGGGUAUAAAAAGCGGCUCUGGGUGAGAGGAGCGCAGCAACAGAUAGCGGAGGAACAUCCAACUGCGAGUCGCACACAUCUAGGACAUUAUAAAAAGAAAGGGGGAAUUCCUGAUCAUUAUUCACUUUUUUUUAUUGUUUCUACCGGACCUCAAUCUAUUCCGGACUUGACUGUCGCAGAGAAGAGACAUUUUGCAUUUCAUAUUUACAUUUAUUCUCCAUCUAAAAAAAAAAAAAAAGAACAUAUUUGGACCGGAUCUCCAAAUAUCCUCGGGGCUUUUCGUUUUUUUCGGGAAAACAUGCUCAACAACGUCGAUUUGAACUCUCAGGACUCUUUCUACCCCCAGUUUGACACCUGUAACGACUCAGCCAUCGGGAUGAUGGACACUAAGGAGCAUCAGGAUGUCUUUAUGGACGCUGAGCGCACAGCACCUACUCAGUUUGCACACGAUACUACAGUCACUCCCAAAACGGAGCCCACCAGCGCGGAUCAAUACUCCUCCUGUCACGGCCCUAAGGGAAGCUACGACGCCUCGCUGUCCUACUCGGGCAGUUUCUACGUGGAGGCGUGUCAGGGCGCCCCCUGCAGCGCGGAAACGCUGCUCAACAUGAUCACCGAGAUCGUGGGCAUCUCCGCGGGCCCACUUCCAGAAGCGCAGCAGCAGCAGCAGCAGCAGCAGCAGCACCAACAGCAAAGCGACACGAGUGCACCCCAGGAACCUCCGUCCUCUGAGCCUGGGACCUUCCCAGUGGUCGUGAAAAGUGAGUUUGAGAACAGUGGAGGCUGUUAUUAUGAAUGGAACUCCUUCGGGAAAGCUGACAAUUAUGGUUUUCCAACAUCUGGCGAUUUUUCAUCCGAGCAGCAGCAGCAGCAUCAGCAUCAUCAGCAUCAUCAGGUGGAUAUGAAAGAGCUGCUGGACUCGCUGUCCAACCCUGACAUGGAGUUCAAGGUGGAAGCCGGGAUUAAGCAGGAGCAAGGCUUCGGGGAUGCUUGUGGCCAGAGUUUUGGUGCACCUGCGUUUAACUACUCUGUCAUGGACGCACCAUCAAACAGCCUCCUGAAACCGGGCGUGUUCCCAAACUUCCAGCCCAUCCCUGCUCCGGGACAGUGCGAGCCUCCGACCUACGCGACCUCCACCAUCGACUCGCUCCUGUACUCCACCCUGCUUCCCCCGGAGCCGUUGGCACCGAGCCGCGCACGCGCCCCGAAGCGCAAGAACAGCGCCGCCGCCUCCGCUUCUCCCUCCGCCGCCAAGGAGAAGCCCUUCACGUGUCCGAUGGGCUCCUGUGACCGGCGCUUUUCUCGCUCGGACGAGCUCAACCGGCACAUCCGCAUCCACACGGGCCACAAGCCGUUCCGGUGCCGCGUGUGCGCGCGCAGCUUCAGCCGCAGCGACCACCUCACCACGCACACGCGUACGCACACCGGCGAGAAGCCGUUCGCGUGCGACGUGUGCGGGAAGAGGUUUGCGCGCAGCGACGAGCGCAAGCGGCACGGCCGUGUGCACCUCCGGCACAAGGAGAAGACGCAGGAGCUCGGCGCCUGGCCCUUCGCCCUCCCGGAGGCCAUCUGAGUAACGAGUGCAACCAAAAUCCGGUGCCAAAAUGCGCUUUGUAUUUGGUGUGCGCACGAUCUGGGGAAGAUCUACGGUUGAUUAGGUUCUUGGUCGGAGGCUCCACGUGCACUGUGCGCAUGUACUUAGUUAUUUAUUUAUUUCUUUUCUGUCGGCCCUCUUCCCAAAUAAUAAAAAAAUACCCUGCACACAAAACAAAAAGGUUCCUGGAAGAUCUUUUAUGGGUUUUAAUGCACGGAAUCCUUAAAAGUGCCUCCAGGAACUUCGUCGGAAAGGUUCUUAAAAACUAAAAUGGUUCCCAUAAGAACAGUCCUAGUGGAACCUAGUUUAUAGAGUGUGCACAUUUUUUUUUUCUUUUCAGGUGGAGUUGUGUUUAAGCACAACUGAAACGAAAUGAAACAUUUGCGAAACAGACUGAACCAUUUUCGCCUUCCAGAGGGGACACUGUUAUGGAGAAGGCCUCUAAUAUUAUGGAAAUAUGAAUGGAAAGUUCAUAUUAAUCUACUUCCUCUACUAAUAUCAGCUUAUAACUUUGAAUCAGAGACCAAAAACACACAGUUUUUCUUUUCAUUCCAGGCUUUUGUUUUGCUCUGGAGGAGCUGGAUGGAGGACGUUUUUUACGCAAAGGAGCGAGCUGGAAAAGAGUGCCAGAACUCUUUUAGUGAAAGGGGAAAAGGGGAUCUUCCCUAAAGAAAAUGCCCUUCGCGAUGCUUGCUGUGUGUGCAGCGACUGCAUAAACUCUUUUAACGUUUAACUUUUGUGCUCCAGGUUGUUUGCAGAGCAGCCAAACGCUUUCCAGCUGCAGUUCAGCACUUUGACUCCGGAACAGCUCCGACCUCGAGUUCUUUUUACUUUUUUUUUUCCUUUCCUUCCUUCCUUUCUUUUUAUUUUCUUUUCCUGCGCUGGAUCGUAUUGCACUUCUCUCCAACUUUUGUGCUUUUUGAUAUUGCAUGUUUACUGUUCAUGUAAUAUGAUGAUUAAUAAGCUAAUGUAAUAAUCGAUGCCUCACUGCAGAAGUGAGACUUUACCUCGUUUCUACAUCAUGGUGGUGGCUUUUUCGCCUUUGGAACUUGGACACACCACGACUUGUGGUUCAUUUGUGCCAAGGGGUCCAUUUUCUUUUCCUUAAAUUAGUGUCAAUUUACGUGUUUAUUUUCAUUGCAAUGCUAUUGAUUGAAUGGUUAAAAUUGUGUUGUUUGAUAAGGAAGUUAUUCUACUACAGCUGUCAGUGCAAAAAUAAAUAUAUUUAUAUGGCUAUGUAUGAUUAUUUGUAUUUUUGUAUUUUUCUGUUUGUCUGGAUAUUCAAGAUGAAAGUUUAUUUCUAACCUUCUAAACUCACAGUGUUUCCUGUGUGUAGUAUAUUAACGGGAAAUAAAAAGCAGACCUCCACACGUAAAAGCGUGAAAGAGUUAAAGACUCCUGAACAAGUGUACAAGUUUACAUGGCAGAGACACAAAGCAUUUCUGUCCACUUAGAAUCCAUGUUUCGUUGUUUGACAGACCCCUAGUUUGUGUAUGUACAUAAAUGAAUGAAUUAUGAAUCAUCUAGCUCACAUGGCUCUUGUAGUGUGUAAUAAUGUAAUGAAGACUAGAAUAGCACCAGGCUGGACAUUGCUGUUGAGUAACUUAGGUAGCACACAUUGCUGCAUUUUCUUUUUUUUUUUUUUCACUAGUUCUUCUACAUGAAGGUAAAAGGUGUCAUCACAGUUAGAACACAACUGUAUUGUGAAUUGUUUAAAAAAAAAAAAAAAAAAAGAACAAAUGAAGGAACGAACGAAGGGGAAAUGUUUAUGGGAAACUUGCCUUAAAUUAUUUUUAAUCUCUUCCUAUACUGGGAGAAUAAAUUUGUAUAU